Molecule: messenger RNA, 1503 nt
Organism: Naegleria lovaniensis
Lineage: Eukaryota; Heterolobosea; Eutetramitea; Acrasida; Naegleriidae
Exons: 2
Coding region: 1-1503 (500 amino acids)
Molecular function (GO): aminoacylase activity
Source: RefSeq, a predicted model, not a curated record
AUGACAACAUCCUCCACGAUUCGACGUCGAGUUGCAGCCAUCACACUCAUUGCAUCAUGUUGUUGUCUUUUCAUACUUCUUCACAACAUUUGCAUGGUUUCGAAUGCAUCCUUUGCUCCACAAGAAAUUCGUUCCAUCACUCAAAGAUUUCAACAAUAUCUUCAAGUGCCAACUCAACAUCCAAAUCCCAAGUACGAUUUGGCCAUUGAUUUUCUCAUUCAUUAUAUUGAAACAAAUUAUGUAAAAUCAUCAACUUCUCAAAAAACGAAACCUACCAUCAUUGGAGGUGAUUUCAAAAUUUCACAUCAUGUGAACAAGUACAUUUCACAAGUUGGAGAAAAUGAAAGAUUCAAGUAUCAAGUCUUCUCAUGUGAUGGAACAACUCCGAAUUUUAUUUUAACAGUGAAAGGAAAGUAUCCCAAGGAAGGUUCAGUAUUGGUGAGUUCACAUAUGGAUGUUGUUCCUGCUGAUGAAGAGAAAUGGUCGUAUCCUCCAUUUAAUGCAACUGUUGUGGAUGUUUUGGAUGAUCAUCAAAAUGUGAUUGAUCGAAGAAUAUAUUCGAGAGGAAGCCAGGAUAUGAAAUGUGUGGGAAGUGCUUAUUUGGAAGCUGUGAAUCAAUUGUUGAAAGCCAAUGACAACUGGCAGCCAGAGAGAAAUUUACAUAUUGCGUUUACUGCUGAUGAAGAAAUUGGUGGUAGGAAAGGUUGGGGAUGUUUAUUGUCUCCAGAAUUAGUUGCAUUAUGGACAGAAUUGAACGUAAGAUUUGGUCUCGAUGAAGGAAUUGCCAGUGGAUUGAAUGAUGAUACUGUUCAAGUAUUUUAUGGAGAAAAAGCAAAUUGGUGGUUUGAAAUUACUAUUCCUGGAAAUGUCGGUCACGGUUCACAAUUUAUUAAGGACACCUCCACAGAGAAACUCCAUCGAUUAUUGAAAGACAAGAUAUUUCCAUUCAGAGAACAUCAAGAAUUACAAAUGAAAUUGUCCACCACCAAUCCAAGAAAGAAGAAAUCAAGUAGCUCUGUAAUUACCAUUAACUUGACAGGCAUUCGAGCUGGUCAUACAGAUCCAAGAACAGGUGAAUUCUCAAAUCCCAAUGUCAUUCCUCGAACUACAGUUGCCCUUUUCGAUAUGAGACUCUAUCCAGGAGCUGAUACGACCGAAGUCGAUCAUUUGAUUAGAAAUGAUUGGGCUGCUUAUGUGAACGGAAGUGUGAAAUUCAUUCAUCAAAUCAUGGAUAAUCCACUCACCGAUUUGAAUGAUCCAUUUGUUAAAAAGUUCGAAAGUAUUGUCAAUGAGAGAAUGAACACUGAUUUUGUGAUUGUUCCUGCAGGAACUGACGCUCGUUAUCCAAGAUCGAAAGGAGUGAAUGUGUUAGGAUAUUCCUACAUGCCUCGAACAAAGGUAUUAUUACAUGACAAUGAUGAAUAUAUCGAUGAGAGUGUUUAUGUGGAAUCUGUGGUGAACUACAUGCAUAUUUUCGAAAGAUUAUUGACCAAGGAUGAAUGA